Messenger RNA from Cyprinodon tularosa, 2501 nucleotides. It is a transcript of the gene spint1a, whose product is annotated as serine peptidase inhibitor, Kunitz type 1 a. The record is from RefSeq and is a predicted model, not a curated record. NCBI's taxonomy places the organism in Eukaryota, Metazoa, Chordata, Actinopteri, Cyprinodontiformes, Cyprinodontidae. The transcript is spliced from 10 exons. Bases 316 to 1812 code for a protein of 498 amino acids. Gene Ontology annotation, molecular function: protein binding; serine-type endopeptidase inhibitor activity.
UUUCACUUCCUGUUGUUUCGCAGGUGAGUCACCUGAGAACUGUCCUUGUUGUCGACACAGGAGUUUCGUGACUGUUUCAUUUAUUUUCCCUUUAAUUGGUCGAUUCUGUGGAAGCGCUUAGCCUACCUGUAGAUACCGACCAGGAAGGGGCCAUUUAGUUUUGGCACUAGAUUGCGAUUGGGUGUUACGCGCCUUUUACGCAAACCAAAAAAACUAAACUGAGCAGACUGACAGUUUUCUUUCCUGUUUGAUCUCAGUUUUCUUGCAGAGGACUCCUGCUUUUAUUUCACUGGUGAUCUUUAGGGGACAAUUAGAAUGAGUUUUUCACCAGGAUACCUGCGCGCAGUGCUCCUGCUUUUUGUUAUUUUACGCUCCACCACCGGCCAGGAUAAUGCUGAGACCUGCCAGACCAAGUUCGAGAAGGGUAGAGACAACUUCGUGUUAGACACAGACGAAUCUGUUAAAGAAGGGGCCACGUUUCUCGUUUCUCCGAAAGUGGAGAGGGAAAUGGACUGCGUGGUCUCCUGCUGCAAUAACCCCAAAUGCAACGUCGCCUUGAUUAAGAGCGGAACCCAGGAGGGCGAAGUCCAAUCCUGCUUUCUCUUUGACUGCUUAUACAAAAAGAAAUACGUCUGUCGCUUUGUCAGGAAGAAUGGAUUCUUCAAUUACAUCCUGAAGUCCGUUUAUAAGAACUAUGUGGAACAUGAACCUGUGACAGGUGUGGACAGUCCACCAGUGGCCGAUGCAGGUCAGGACCUGGUGGUCCAGCCUAAGGAAAGUGUAACACUGAACGGUAUUGAGAGCAAAGAUGACAACAAGAUUACUUCUUAUGUUUGGGAAAUGCUCACUGACUAUCCUUUUGCUAAAAUGGAGAAAACACGUCAUGCUGACCAGAUCAUUGUUUCCAAUCUAACAUCUGGGAAAUACAAGUUCCAGCUGACAGUCACAGACAACAGUGGUCAGUCGGACAGCACCACAGUCACUGUCCUGGUCCUUACGCCUGAGGAGUCUGAGCACCACUGCAUGGUUCCAAAGAAAUCAGGUCCUUGUCGUGGUUCGUUCCCACGCUUUCAUUUCAAUGCUGCUUCUGGGCAGUGUGAGCAGUUCGUCUUUGGGGGUUGCCUGCCCAAUAAGAACAACUACAUUAGCAAGAAGGAAUGCAAUGAAGCCUGCCCUAGCACAGGUCCAAGUGGUCGAGGUCUGCCUGUUACACAAGGGAAAAAGUGUGGUUCUCCUUGUACUCCAGAUCAAUUUGUCUGUGGUGAUGGCUGCUGUUUGGAAUCUGGACUCGAGUGUGACAACGAUACACAAUGCGAUGAUGGAUCAGAUGAAAAGAACUGCGAAGAUCUGUAUCGCAAGUUUCGUAUUCUGUUGAACAUUCCAGUGGAUGAAAAGAAAGCGCGCUGUACACACAGCCCAGAAACAGGAACUGGUAGGGAAAGCUAUACAAAGUGGUACUACGACCCCUACAGUAAGAGUUGCUUACGCUUCAAUUACGGAGGCUGGGGUGGAAACGACAACAGAUUCGACACUAAGGACACCUGUGAACGAGUCUGCUCUGGGGUGACGGAAAAUGAUGUCUUUAUAGGAGAUUCUCAAAAGGAGGCAAGAGUGGGCGAGGAAGAUAGAAAUGUCCUUAUCAUAGCUGCUCUGCUGGGUGUAGCCAUCCUGGUUCUCCUUGCUGUCCUAGGUUAUUGCUUCAUAAAGAGGAGGAGGACUCCCAAGCACACCCGGGUGCCUAAUGGCACUGCCAGUUCAGGAAUGGGAAACAGUGAUCACCUGGUCUACAAUAGCACCACCAAACCCCUGUGAACCCAUCUGCGUUUACCUGUUACUCCAUACAGGAAGGUUACUUUUCUUUUUACUAAGUCAGUAUAUUGAUGUUUUUAAAGAGGAUGUACACAUAAGGUAGAAAGUCUUUAAAGAAAUGUGACAUGUUUUAAAAACUGUAAACUUUUGGCAUAAAUUGGUUAAGAACUCUUUUUAAAAUUAGUUUAAAUGGGAGGGAUUAGUUCCAGCAAUAUUAAGCCCCAUCAGGAACCUUUCCAUUAAUAUCAAAUAUUAUAUGUUCUUUCUUAUAUUAUUUUCAGUUUUAAUUGAAACUUUUCUUUUGUGUUCACCGUGAAGCCCCAGGUCUCCAUUAGGCUUAAGUUUGAAGCAAAAGUCUUUGCGUUGUUUUAUAUCCAAACACCACGGAUCUUGUGUGUGUGUGAAUUUUUGACGUUAACAUUCUUAACCUGAACUUAUUUUAAGCCUUAUGCUAUGCUGUUGUUACAUUCUGGUGAAUUUCACUUGCACGUAAGAUACUGUACAUACCCUGAGUUGAAAACAGUUUUUCUUGGAGGUAAUUUUAUCAAAUUUUUUUUUUUUUUUUUUGAACAAAUCUUAUGUAUUGUUUUUCUUUAGUGUUGAAUAUGUUGAACGGUUGACGCUUUUGUAAAUAUAACCUUUAGCUUUACCUGUACUUUGAUGUUGAUCUUGAAUUAAAAAAUUUAAACCAA